AUGAAAUUUGAGAGAUUAGUAUAAUUUGCUAAGGCAGAACUUAAGCUUGAUACUCCUUAAUUACCAAUUUAAUUGUCACUUUUAAAUAUUGAAGAAAAAUAAAUAAAUAAUUAAUUAAUUAGCUAUUUAGAAGGAAAAAAUGAAGAAAAAAUUUUAGAUAAUAAGAAUUUAAUUAAUAAAUAAUCAAAGCUAGUAUCGAAAAUAAAAAAACAAGUUAAAUUUAGAAAGAUAGAAGAAGAAAAAACACAAGUAGAAUAUAAAAGAAAAAGAAAAGGAAAUCAAAUAAAAAGCUAAUUAACUAAUUAAAUGAAAUCCAAACCAAUUAAACUGCUAUUACCAAAGUGUAAGUGUCAAAUUUGA
Molecule: messenger RNA, 360 nt
Organism: Tetrahymena thermophila SB210
Lineage: Eukaryota; Ciliophora; Oligohymenophorea; Hymenostomatida; Tetrahymenidae
Exons: 1
Source: RefSeq, a predicted model, not a curated record